AUGGAGCCCCCGGUCCAGAUCUUCCGCGGGGAGCCUGGUCCCACCUGCCCGCCGAGCACCUGCCUGCCCCCCAACGGCAGCGGCUGGCUGGCGGGCUGGGCCGAGGCCGACGGCAACAGCAGCGGGGGCUCCGAGGGCGCCCCGCUCGAGCCCGCGCACAUCUCUCCCGCCAUCCCGGUCAUCAUCACCGCGGUCUACUCGGUGGUGUUCGUCGUGGGCUUGGUGGGCAACUCCUUGGUCAUGUUCGUGAUCAUCCGAUACACAAAGAUGAAGACAGCAACCAACAUUUACAUAUUUAACCUGGCGCUGGCGGACGCCUUAGUUACUACAACCAUGCCCUUCCAGAGCGCCGUCUAUCUGAUGAAUUCCUGGCCAUUUGGGGAUGUGCUGUGCAAGAUAGUCAUUUCCAUUGACUACUAUAACAUGUUUACCAGCAUAUUCACCUUGACCAUGAUGAGCGUGGACCGAUACAUUGCCGUGUGCCACCCCGUCAAGGCGUUAGACUUCCGCACACCCAUGAAGGCCAAGAUCAUCAACAUCUGUAUUUGGCUCUUAUCAUCAUCCGUUGGCAUAUCUGCCAUAGUCCUUGGAGGGACCAAAGUCAGGGAAGACGUGGAUGUCAUCGAGUGCUCCUUGCAGUUCCCGGAUGACGAUUACUCCUGGUGGGACCUCUUCAUGAAGAUCUGUGUCUUCGUCUUUGCCUUCGUGAUCCCCGUCCUCAUUAUCAUCGUCUGCUACACCCUGAUGAUCCUGCGCUUGAAGAGUGUCCGACUCCUUUCUGGUUCCCGAGAGAAAGAUCGCAACCUCCGUCGGAUCACCAGGCUGGUCCUGGUGGUGGUGGCGGUCUUUAUUGUCUGCUGGACGCCCAUUCACAUCUUCAUCCUCGUGGAGGCUCUGGGGAACGCCUCUCACAGCACCACCGCCCUGUCCAGCUAUUACUUCUGCAUCGCCUUGGGCUACACCAACAGCAGCCUGAACCCCAUUCUCUAUGCCUUUCUCGAUGAAAACUUCAAGCGGUGUUUUAGGGACUUCUGCUUCCCAGUGAAGAUGAGGAUGGAGCGACAGACGACCAGUAGAGUCAGAAACACGGUUCAGGAUCCUGCUUACAUGAGGGAUGUCGAUGGGAUAAAUAAGCCAGUAUGACUAGUCGUGGAGCUGUCUUCUUAUAGUUCUUCAGGAAGGGAAGAGUUUAAUGAUCUGGGGUUAACUCAGAUUAGUACCGAAGUCUGAGACGGAAAGGUAGAAUACUUCACAAACUUUUAGAAAUCUCACGGUCUGAAGUCAUCAGAUGCAGAUUGGGUUAGUGGCCCAGGUCAGUGGAGGCAUCAAGGCGGUAGGGAUGGAGUGCAGAAGAUUCGAGUAAGCAAAUACAGCCCCUUUCUAGGGUUGAGGAAGCAAGGCUGACUCAGUUCCUUUGAUGAACAAGGAAACAAGCCUUUUUCUUCUGGUCGCCUAGAUUUAGGCCAGGACACACCUGCUGUGGCGUCCCAUGCAGUGUGGCUCCAACAGCUCUGUUUAGGAAGAAGGACAGGAAAAAAAUACAUUGGCUUCAGACCUUAGUGGGCAUCUAGUUCAGAUGCUUUACAUCGACAACAACCUGAAUAAAAACAAGGACCAUUUCUAGGGUGUGUGCCUGGCUCCCUUCAUGCUCUGUGGACACAUAUUUUGUGUGGCUGCGUGGUGAGGAUUCCACCCAAGUAUGACUUGGACCUACACCCAAGGUGUCUGACGUCCAUGUGUAAUGGGAAGGUCGUGCUCUGCAGGCAGUUACCUACACAUGCAAAAGGUGGUUUCCAACAGUCUCAUUUCUUAAAAGUCAUGGUUUUCAGCAUGCUAUUCAGUUAAAUAACUUCGUGACCAAGCAUGUCUUGAUGUCAAGAUAUAUAAAGUGAUUCAAAUACCACUGGAAGACUAUACAGUUACCUCUGUAAAUAAUAGUAUAUAUAUGCAAAGAAGAAAGGAGUGUGCCUUCCAGCCGGGCACUUUCCCCGGGAACAUACUGACAACAGCCCUUAAGUUAGUGAGAGUUGGUGCUGAGACACGUGGGAACAACGUAAGCUUCCUUCUGGGAGUUGGUCAGGCGCCGUCGCCUUCAGAGCCCUGAGCACCAUUUGGUCCUUCAGUGGCAUUCAUGACUCAUGGAUUAAUUAUAAAAAAAGCUCAUUCAUUCCUAGGUUGUUGACUUGACAGAAUCUAAUUUAUAUGCAGCUUCUACUCUUCACGAAUCCAUAGCCAUUAGCAAAUUCUCUCCAGCCAUGGAGGGAGGCGGUUUUGCUCAUGUCACUCUUGGGCUAGGAUUCUGUAGCUUAUAGCGGGAAGUAGAAAUGAUCCUAACUGUGGGCUGAAUGAGGACAUUAUGUCACCCAUGGCACCUGGACAUAUCUCGCACCGUGUUCCGCAGAGAGCACACCAGCUGAGAGUAACGCCACAGGCAGUGCAUUUAGGAUAAUUUUGCUACGACUUCCAGAUGACAUGUUAAUUCUCCGUUCCUUCCCCCGAGACUUAUGAUUUUAGAGGUAAUGGCUUUUUCUGUAAUUUGCCUGGGCAGAAGGAAGGGAUAAUUGAGAAAUAACACCCAUCUCUCCUUUAAGACUAUAUGUUACUGGGGCAGCACUCCACUGGGAUUUACUGGGAAAUCAGAUGUCUAGAUCUACAUACUCAUGGACACCAUUACAUCUGUAAUUUCUGUUCACGGUGUACUUUCUGUCACCUCCCCACAAGGCGGGUGUACUCUCUCCUUUGGGAAACAAAUCUGAGGGUUUUAUAUAGUGGCUUCAGCAGUUUACUAUGAUAUUUGUCUACAUUUCAGAUUUUCAUAGCAUCUAGUAGAUGAAUUAAGGCUGAAAGACAAGUUCUUCCUAAUGAACAGAAGUACUCCUUUGAACAUUUCUUAAAUUUCAUUGACUGUCUCAAGUGUCCUUGUAUUCCUGUAACAAAAUGUAGACAGGAAUGGCUUAAAUAUUGAUUGGCAUUCACCCCCAUGGUUAAAAAUCUUGGCUAUCAUAUUGAAAGGAUGUUUAUACAGAGACUAGUUCUGGGAACCAACCCUCCUGAUGUGAGAAAUCUAAAAAUCUCUUUAUGGAACACUAAGACCCAAGAGACUUUCUUGAAGGAUUCUUACGCAGUACAAAAAUAUAAUAGAGAUACAAUCAUGGAAUGAAAUUGCAGUGAUGGGUUUUCUUUCAAUUAGCACCCCAUGUGCCCUGAUGGCAACUAUUGCCAUUAUUGGAUUCUGAAUUUUAGCCAGAUUAUCCUGCAUGUCUUUAUAUCUACAUUUUCAGCCCAAGGAGAGAGAGAGAGAAGUAGUUGUAAGUGCCCACGAAGGGUGUGCAAAUUUCUCUCUUGUGGACACCAAUUUCCCCAAACUGGAAGAGGAGAGAGGGGCUUGUCAUUUAGGACACAACGUUAAAGGAUGUAAAAGUGAGUGAUAUAUAUUAGGAAAAAUACCACUUACACAAAAGUAUUUAUUUGUCAAAAACGUGUGUGCACACAUGUGUGCAUGCAUGUGUGAGUAAUUAUGUAAAUAUAUGUGUCUUUGUGUGCCUAAAUAUAUGCAUGUGCGUGAUAGUGUGUGCAUGCCUGUGUGAAAGAGUGAGUGUAUGUCUUUCUGUGUGUGCCUGUCUAC
Molecule: messenger RNA, 3625 nt
Organism: Suricata suricatta (meerkat)
Lineage: Eukaryota; Metazoa; Chordata; Mammalia; Carnivora; Herpestidae
Gene: OPRK1
Product: opioid receptor kappa 1
Exons: 3
Coding region: 1-1143 (380 amino acids)
Biological process (GO): sensory perception of pain; G protein-coupled opioid receptor signaling pathway; neuropeptide signaling pathway
Cellular component (GO): neuron projection; membrane
Molecular function (GO): dynorphin receptor activity; neuropeptide binding
Source: RefSeq, a predicted model, not a curated record